Molecule: messenger RNA, 1494 nt
Organism: Clonostachys rhizophaga
Lineage: Eukaryota; Fungi; Ascomycota; Sordariomycetes; Hypocreales; Bionectriaceae
Source: the annotation of a GenBank genome assembly
AUGAGUACUGUUCAGCUUAAAGGCUUUGGGGGGAAGUUGGUGCAGCUUGAAACCGGGCUAUUCAUCAACAAUGAAUUCCGGCCAGCCCUCAGUGGCAAAGUCCUGGACAUUGUCAAUCCCACAACCGGUGAGAAACUGGCCACAGUAUCGGCAGCCCAGCCUGAUGACGUUGAUCUCGCUGUCUCUGCAGCCCAGGCAGCCUUCACCAAUGGCUGGAAGGACAUCCUCCCUGCGAAGCGUGGCGAGCUCCUCCACAAGCUGGCCACACUGAUCGAACGCGAGACAGACGAAUUCGCCAGUAUCGAUGCACUCGAUGUCGGGACGCCGUUCGGUGCAUCCAAGCACAUGCAAGUUCCCCAGGCUACCGAGACGCUGCACUACUUUGCUGGCUGGGCCGACAAGAUCACCGGCCAGUUGCUAAAUAUUCCUCAAGGGUAUGCCUACACCCGACGUGAGCCUUUGGGAGUGUGUGCAGCCGUUGUCCCAUGGAAUGCGCCAUUAAUGAUUACCAUCUGGAAGCUUGCCCCAGCCAUUGCUGCCGGCAAUACACUCAUCAUCAAGACCCCAGAGAUCGCUCCUCUAUACGCCCAGAAGCUCGCAUCGUUGGUGAAGGAAGCCGGCUUCCCUCCUGGUGUCAUCAACAUUCUCUGCGGAGAGGGCCAUGUCGCCGGCCAGGCUCUAGCCGAGCACCACGGGGUGAAGAAGAUCGCUUUCACAGGUAGCGGCGUAGCUGGUCGAAAGAUCCUCAAGGCCUCCGCCGACUCCAACUUCAAGAAGGUCACCCUCGAGCUCGGCGGCAAGGGACCUUCAAUCGUGUUCCCCGACGCAGAUAUUGAGAACGCCCUGUUCUGGACCACGGUUGGCUUCACCGCCAACAACGGCCAGAUCUGUGCCGCCGGCACGCGCAUCUAUGUCCACUCGUCCAUUUACGAUUCUUUCUUGAAAGCAUUUGCGGAGCGGAUUAUCAGCACAGCCACCGGAGAUCCUCUCCAGGCUGAGACCACGAAGGGUCCUGUCGUCAGCAAGAGGCAGCUAGACCAGAUUCAAUCAUUCCUCGACUACGCCAAGGAGAACGACCUCAAGGCCGUCGGUGGCGAACAAGACCAGAGUCUACCAGAAGGCAAUGGGUAUUUCAUCCCGAAUGUGGCCUUCCGAGAUGUGCCAGAUGAUUCUCGUAUCAUGCGAGAAGAGAUUUUUGGCCCUGUCGCGGCUAUUGCCAAAUUCGACACGGAGGAUGAGGUCGUUCAAAGGGCAAACGACACGGUGUACGGUCUUGCCGCCGCCAUUUUCACAAACGAUAUCCACCGCGCAGACCGAGUGACGGCGGCUCUUGAAAGCGGAAUGGUCACUGUAAACUGCUGGGGCGCUCUGAACGCCAAUACGCCGUUUGGUGGGUGGAAGCAGUCGGGUUUCGGCCGAGACAUGGGCGAGGAGGCUCUGGAUUCAUGGCUGGUCACAAAGACUGUAAAGCACAAUAUUCUUCCCACUAAGUAG